CUCAUCACAUGGGCGUUGCCUCCUAGACUAUAAAUUGUUGAAUAAACUUUUCCCAGUCUUCGCGAUCUUCUCUGAGUCCACACUUUUCUACUCAGCCCUCCUCUGCAAACGUGUCUGCAGCCAUGCCUUCUGACCUGGAGACAAGCAUUGAGAACAUGAUUAUGGUGUUCCACCGCUACGCUGAAGAAGAUGGUGACAAAAACACCCUGACCAAAAAGGAGCUGAAAAAACUCCUGGAGAUGGAGCUGUCCUCCUUCCUUAAGAGCCAGAAAGACACAGAGACAGUGAAUAAGAUAAUGAAGGACCUGGAUUCAAACAAAGAUGGCAAGGUGGAUUUUGAAGAAUUUGUGCCCCUGGUCGUUGGCCUCUCGAUUGCCUGUGAGCAGAUGUACAAGUUCCACAAGCAGAAGCCCACCAAGAAGUGAAGGACACAUCCCAAGGACAUAAUGAGAUUUGCUUGGUUAAUUUUUUAGGAUAAGAAUGUAUUGGUGAACAUGUACUGUUUGAACACAAGUAAACACUGAAUUUGACAACCUUUAA
Myripristis murdjan (pinecone soldierfish) is the source of this 540-nucleotide messenger RNA. RefSeq names its product S100 calcium binding protein A10b (gene s100a10b). The record is from RefSeq and is a predicted model, not a curated record. Gene Ontology annotation, molecular function: calcium-dependent protein binding; calcium ion binding. The transcript is spliced from 3 exons. Bases 123 to 425 code for a protein of 100 amino acids. Lineage: Eukaryota; Metazoa; Chordata; Actinopteri; Holocentriformes; Holocentridae. Gene Ontology annotation, cellular component: cytoplasm.